Messenger RNA from Serinus canaria (Common canary), 5062 nucleotides. It is a transcript of the gene ERCC4, whose product is annotated as ERCC excision repair 4, endonuclease catalytic subunit. Gene Ontology annotation, cellular component: nucleotide-excision repair factor 1 complex. Gene Ontology annotation, biological process: double-strand break repair via homologous recombination; nucleotide-excision repair involved in interstrand cross-link repair; resolution of meiotic recombination intermediates. The transcript has 11 exons. The record is from RefSeq and is a predicted model, not a curated record. Gene Ontology annotation, molecular function: single-stranded DNA binding; single-stranded DNA endonuclease activity; damaged DNA binding. NCBI's taxonomy places the organism in Eukaryota, Metazoa, Chordata, Aves, Passeriformes, Fringillidae. The coding region runs from base 30 to 2747 and encodes 905 amino acids.
GCGCGCGCGUGCGCACGAGCAGUGCCGCGAUGGCGGCGCUGCUGGAGCACGAGAGCCAGAUCUUCCUGGAGCUGUUCCACCGCGACGGGCUCGUCGUGUGCGCCCGCGGGCUCGGCAUCGACCGCCUGCUGCUGCGCUUCCUGCGCCUCUACUGCGAGCCCGCCAGCCUGGUGCUCGUGCUCAACACCAGCCCGGCUGAGGAGGAGUAUUUUAUUGAUCAGCUGAGAUCAGAUGGAGUUGUUCAUCUCCCUCGACGCGUUACCAAUGAAAUUGCAAAUAAUACUCGAUAUGAGUUUUACACACAAGGAGGAGUCAUCUUUGCAACAAGUCGGAUCCUCGUGGUAGAUUUCCUUACUGACAGAAUUCCUGCCAAUCUCAUUACUGGCAUUUUGGUGUACAAAGCACACAGAAUCAUCGAGUCCUGUCAGGAAGCGUUCAUCCUGCGACUUUAUCGCCAGAAGAACAAGCAAGGCUUCAUUAAAGCUUUUACAGAUAAUGCAGUUGCAUUUAACACUGGCUUUUGUCAUGUGGAAAGAGUGAUGAAAAAUCUUUUUGUUGGGAAGCUUUAUCUGUGGCCAAGAUUUCAUAUAGCAGUGCACUCAUUUUUAGAGAAGCAUAAACCUGAAGUGGUGGAAAUACACGUGGCAAUGACCCCUGCCAUGCUUGCUAUCCAGACUGCAAUCCUGGACAUUCUGAAUGCAUGUCUGAAGGAGUUGAAACGUUACAACCCAGCUCUUGAAGUAGAAGAUCUAUCUUUAGAGAAUGCCAUUGCUAAACCUUUUGACAAGACAAUCCGCCAUUAUUUAGAUCCUCUCUGGCAUCAGCUCGGAGCUAAGACAAAGUCUUUGGUCCAGGACUUGAAGAUCCUACGUACUCUGCUACUGUAUCUAACCCAGUAUGAUUGUGUCACUUUUCUUAAUCUCCUGGAGUCACUGAAAGCAAGUGAAAAAGCCUUUGGUGAGAAUUCAGGGUGGCUGUUCCUUGACUCCAGUACUUCGAUGUUUGUGAAUGCUCGAGCUCGAGUUUAUCGCAUUGCAGAUGAGAAACUGAAUCAGAAAGGCAAAGGCUCAGGCUCUGAAAAACGUGAUGUAAAGAAGGAAAAUGAACUGAAAAGGGAAUUGGUUCUAGAAAGUAAUCCAAAAUGGGAAGCUUUGAGAGAAGUACUGAAAGAGAUUGAAAAUGAGAAUAACAACAGUGACAACCUUGGUGGUCCAGGGCAAGUGCUCAUUUGUGCCAGUGAUGACCGAGCCUGUGCACAGCUCAGGGAGUACAUUAUUGCUGGAGCAGAAGCUUUCUUAACAAGACUAUAUAACAAAACCUUCGGAAAGGACGAGAAAGCUGGAGAGCUGUGGAUUAAGGACAGAAAAGCCGUCAAGUCCAAAGGAAAUGCCAAACCAGACACAGGGCCUCAAGCCAAAAAAGCCAAACUGACAGCUUCUUCAAAACAAAAUAAACAGAAGAAGCAGCAGGACCGAACUCUAAUCCAAAUGAUAGGGAAAACUGAGGAGGAAAAGAGAGAGGAGAUUGAGGUGGAAGACAACAAAGAAUUAAGUGGUAGCCAAGAAGGCAACACUCAAGAGUCCAUUCCUGAAGAUUUUGAUUUCAGCUUGCCCUCAGAUUGUUACUAUGGGAUUUUCAAGGACCCACUGACAAUUAUCCACCCGCUGCAGGGCUGUGGGGAUCCCUACGCGCUCACUCGGGUGCUGCACGAAGUAGAACCCAGAUAUGUUGUGUUGUAUGAUGCAGAACUCACUUUUGUUCGGCAGCUGGAAAUCUACAAGGCAAGCAGGCCUGGGAAGCCUUUGAGAGUUUAUUUCCUCAUAUAUGGGGGCUCCACGGAAGAGCAGCGCUACCUCACAGCUCUGAGGAAAGAGAAGGAGGCCUUCGAAAAACUCAUUCGAGAGAAGGCCAGCAUGGUUGUUCCUGAAGAAAGAGAAGGAAGAGAUGAAACAAAUUUAGUCCUCCUCAGAGAUGCUAGACCUGCCUCUGUCUCUGCUGACACACGCAAAGCAGGUGGACAGGAACAGAAAGGUGUUCAGCAAACCAUAAUCGUGGAUAUGCGGGAAUUCCGUAGUGAGCUUCCAUCACUGAUCCAUCGCCGUGGGAUUGACAUUGAGCCCGUGACUUUGGAAGUUGGGGAUUAUAUUCUAACCCCUGACAUCUGUGUGGAGCGGAAGAGCAUCAGCGAUCUGAUUGGUUCCCUAAACAAUGGCAGGCUGUACGCACAGUGUGUGUCCAUGUGCCGCUACUACAAGCGGCCGGUUCUCCUCAUUGAAUUUGAUCCUAACAAAUCCUUCUCCUUGAUCCCACGAGGCUCUUUACAGCCAGAAAUUUCCAGCAAUGAUGUUACUUCUAAACUAACCCUUCUCACACUGCACUUCCCAAAGUUACGAAUCCUGUGGUGUCCCUCUCCCCACGCUACUGCUGAACUCUUUGAAGAGUUGAAACAAAACCAUCCUCAACCCGACGCAGAGACAGCGAUGGCCGUCACCGCAGAUUCCGAAAUUCUCCCCGAGUCAGACAAGUACAACCCUGGGCCUCAGGACUUCCUGCUAAAAAUGCCAGGGGUUAAUGCAAAGAACUGCCGUGCCUUAAUGACCCACGUUAAAAGCAUUGCAGAGCUGGUGACACUGUCCAAGGAUGAGCUAUCCAAGAUUUUGGGUAAUGCUGCCAAUGCCACACAACUCUUCGACUUUAUUCACCUGACCUAUGCAGAGGCACUAGCCAAAGGAAAAAGCAAAAGAUGACUCAUGAGAUUGUUCAACACAGGACAGAUAAGCUUUUCUGGCACAGUACUUGGGCAAAUACAUGAAAUAUUUUAAUAAAUGCCCCCUCUAAGAUAACCAGCUGUUUCUGGCUAAUGCUAUUCCACCAGUUUUAAUAUGUGAGUUAAUUAUUACUAAAGGCAAGUUUCAAGAGGAAAAAAAUAUUUUUAAUAGAGAAAUGUGAAUUAUUUUUAUUCUUUUUAAAGCACUUCAACCAAUUCUAUAAGUGCUUAGACUAACUGAUAAAGGUGUUUUCUUGUGAAAGUUAUGAUGUCUUGUUCAAGCUAAAAAUGUGCUGUGUUUUGAUGAGUCUGGGUGACCUGCUGCAUGAUACAACACUGCUUUUGCCAUUUUUAGUGUGUUACUCUCUGGCAACUGCCACUUUUUGAUUGACAGUAAUGAAGCUAUUUGAAACACGUUGUGGUCUGUGCUCAGACUCCUGAAUUUUAGAACAUGACCAUAAGCCUUUGUCACAGUAAAAUCCAUUUAUAUGCUAUGCUCUACAUUUUGCUUGUUUACCUUACUACCAGUUACACUUUUUACCAUUCCAAAGCCAGUACAGCUCUGUCUUGCUAGAUUUUGCAAAGUGCUUUCCUUUGGUUAACUGGGUAGAGAUUCUGUGGUCCCACAGUGCAACUUAACUUUGAGUGUGCCUUACUUAUACUUUUAAGAGGCUUUGUUUUUCACUCAGUUUUGAUAGCUUUUUCACUUGAUAGUGAAAAAUCUGGGUAUACCAUUGGCACUGUUCCUUUAUACCAAAGAAUAUUUUCUCUUGUAUAAUGCAGUCAUUUUCUAAGCAAGGUUUUCCAAAAGUGUUGAAAGUUCUUCCAAUAUUGUCUUCUUUUGUGUCCUAUUGCUCUUGUAUUUUUAUGUCCCAAAUCAACUAUCUCAAUAAACUCAGUAAAGCCAUUGUCACCUAGAAGAUAAUACUUUUAGCAUUUUGUGUAGCAUAAAAGAGGGAAAAGUUUGUGAAUAUGUGCAUUGUUAAAUUAUAUAUUCUACAUUGAACUUUGAUACAACUGUGUAACAAGCUGCCAUUGCCAAAAGGGUUGGUCCAGUGUUAUUCCAUGCUAAUGUAUUUACAUUUGUUAUUUACAAAACCUUUAUCUAUGACUUGCACAUGUAUUUAUAUGAUUCUAAUGGGAACAGACCAAUAUUAUCUUCUUCAUGAAACACAAAAUAUUUUUUGUGUUCAGGUUUGGUAAAAACUGUACUGUGCACUUUCAGGUAAAAUAUUUAUUGUUCAUUUUAAGUGUGAAUUAUGAAUUGUUAACUUUAAUCUAUGGUUGAGCCAUGACAAAUUUCCAUGGGAACAUUUUUCUGCAGAUGCAAAUUUUAGUAUUAAAUACACCCAUAAUAAGAUUAAAAUUUGUUCAUUAUCUUGUUUUUCAUUUGGUGUAUUGAUAUCAAAACAUUUUUAUUUUUAGUGUGUGGUGUACAAUCCAGAUCUUUGGGUUUCUAUUGCCCUAGAUUCUAAUUUAUUUAAUAUGAGAAGAAGUCUUUCCAUUUUGGCUUUUGCUUAUUCAAACUAAUGUUGUCAGAUGUGCAGAGGGUUGAGAAUACUUGUAAAAUGGUGCUAAGAGAGCUGGAAAUCAGAGUAAGCUCCAGGUGUUCUCUGAGUGCAUGGUCUGUAGAGCCUGAUUCAGAAAAGGGCAGCUGACCAGCCUUUGAGAACAAACAUUGCUUGUGCAAUGGGCAUUAGGGUGCUCCAUGAACUGUGGGUUUGGGGUUUUUCACAGAUGCCUCAGCUCUGUCAGCGAGGUUUGGAGUUUUUGCAUUGAUGUGUAUGGGGUGAAAAUCAAGGGUAUAGUAAUGGGUAAUAAAGCUGUAGCUUUGUGUCGUAUGCUAAAUCAAAGUUUCAUCAUGCAAUUAAAUAAUCAUUUGCUAAGUAUUUUAAUGAAAUUGCCUUUUGCUUAUAUGUGUGGAACUUUUGUAGAGCUUUUUCCUUUUUCUUUCUCUGUGCAGGAUUUGCCUCUUUUCUCUAGAACAGCCACAAGUAUAUGUUGUGGCAUGUUAUUAUUGCUGUUUCACUGUAUUGAGUUCGAUGGCCAAUUAGAGCUGUGUCCUGCUGGGGCAGGAGGUACAGACUGUGCUCCAAGGUGGGAGAGGUCCUGUGUCCUGAAACCACUUAGCCCUGAAAUAACAGAGCCCAAGGCUCUGCCUGAAUGCAGUCACAGCACAGGGUUGGAAUGAUGAAAACCCUGCUUUGACCAACAGUCAUGGAAUUUGUACAUCUUGUCAUUGCUGAUGUUUUAAACUUGUGCCUUUUUAUUAAAAAAGCAAACAUCAACACCCCC